Molecule: messenger RNA, 938 nt
Organism: Vitis vinifera (wine grape)
Lineage: Eukaryota; Viridiplantae; Streptophyta; Magnoliopsida; Vitales; Vitaceae
Product: non-specific lipid transfer protein GPI-anchored 31
Exons: 3
Coding region: 176-739 (187 amino acids)
Biological process (GO): lipid transport
Molecular function (GO): lipid binding
Source: RefSeq, a predicted model, not a curated record
CUCCUCUCAUAUUCCCAUCAGUCUCCCACAUGUCACCACCACCUCCUCCUCCUAAUAAAAAAGGCACUCUCCAUCCUCUACACACUCCACUACCCUUUCCGUUUCUCAAACGCCCUACAGAGUUCAGACCAUCCCCGCUACUCCCACGGCCACCAUCAGAAUCCAGUCCGCCGGUAUGGUGAUGAAGAUGAAGACAAUGUUGAGGGUUGUUAUGAUGCUGUUUGUGGUAGGGAUUUGCUGCGUUGAGGCUGGGUCGCAGCAGACGUCUCCUUCGCCGGCGGUGGACUGCUCGAGUCUGGUACUGAACAUGGCGGACUGCCUGUCGUAUGUGUCGAACGGGAGCACCGCGUCGAAGCCGGAGGGGACGUGCUGCACAGGGCUGAAGACGGUGCUGAAGGCGGACGCGGAGUGUCUGUGUGAGGCCUUCAAGAGCAGUGCGCAGUAUGGGGUGGUUUUGAACGUUACCAAGGCUAUCUAUCUCCCUACUGCCUGCCGCGUCUCUGCUCCUUCUGUCAGUAACUGUGGACUUUCGAUCACUCCUGCUGGUUCUCCUGUGGAAAUCCAAUCUCCAGAAGCAUCUCCAUCAUCAGAAGCCACAGCACCUGCCUCGCCCACAUCCGCCAGUGAGAUAGCUAUGGCGCCGGCGCCGGCGCCGGGAAGCUCGUCUUCUUCUAUGGUGUCCAUUUCUGUUGGGUCUCUUGUUCUGAGCCUUCUUGCAGCGGCCGCACUCUCCUUCUGAGAUAAUACGGCACCGUUUUGAAGGAGGAACAGAGGGAUAUUUCAUAUUUGUGACGUUUUGUUUUUAAAAAUUUGGGUUAUUUAUUUCUCUCUUUCUUUCUUGUAUGAGAUAGUAGGUAUAUAAUUCAUUCGAGUCUAACUUGGAACCCAUCCGGGCUUUUUGUAUUUCACUUAUAUUUAUCAUUUGCUUUUUCAUUGGA